CAGCGCGAGCGCCCGAACCUGCGGCUGGACACCAAGAUGCCCAGUGAACAGCAGACAGAGGAGGAGGAGGAGGAGGAAGGGAUGAAAGAAGAGAUGGUGCUGCUGGUGAAGGGUGAGGAGGAUGAGGGUGAAGAGAAGUAUGAAGUGGUGAAACUCAAGAUCCCCAUGGACAACAAGGAGGUCCCGAGUGAGGCGCCAGCCCCGUCGGCGUACCCGGCGCGCCCACAUGAGUGCCGGGACUGCGGCCGUACCUUUGCGCGCAGCUCCACAUUGACCAAGCACGCCCGCAUACACACGGGCGAGCGGCCCCUUGCGUGCACCGAGUGCGGCCGCCGCUUCUCGCAGAAGUCGGCGCUGACCAAACACAGCCGCACGCAUACGGGCGAGCGGCCUUACGAACGCCCGUAAUGAGACAAGCGCUUCUCAGCUGCCUCGAACCUGAGGCAGCACCGCCGUCGCCACACGGGCAAGAAUCCGUACGCCUGCACACAAUGUGGCCGCCGCUUCGCGAAGAGCUCCAACUACGCACAGCACCUGCGCGCGCACACGGGCGAGAAGCCGUACUUGUGCCCGGACUGCGGACGCGCCUUCGGGGGCAGUUCGUGUCUGGCGCGCCACCGACGCACGCACACGGGCGAGCGGCCGUACGCAUGCGCCAACUGCGGCGCGCACUUCGCCCAGAGCUCGGCGCUGGCCAAGUACUGGCGCGUGCACACGGGCGAGCAGCUGCGCUGCUACGCUGUGUACGGCCGCGGCUUCGGCCACCGCUCCAACCUGGAGGAGCAUGCGCGCACGCACACAGGCGAGCGGCCCUACCCACGUGCCGAGUGCCGCCGGCGCUCCCGCCUCAGCUCGCACUUCGUCAGCCACCGUCGCGCGCCCAUGCGGCGCCGUCUGUGUAUCUGCGCGGGCUGCGGCCGGGACUUCAAGCUACCUGCCGGAGCCACUGCCACAGAGCGCUGCCCAGAUUGUGAGUGCAGUUGA
This is a messenger RNA of Mesoplodon densirostris (Blainville's beaked whale), 984 nucleotides long. RefSeq names its product zinc finger protein 771-like. The transcript has a single exon. The record is from RefSeq and is a predicted model, not a curated record. Gene Ontology annotation, molecular function: DNA-binding transcription repressor activity, RNA polymerase II-specific. NCBI's taxonomy places the organism in Eukaryota, Metazoa, Chordata, Mammalia, Artiodactyla, Ziphiidae. Gene Ontology annotation, biological process: negative regulation of transcription by RNA polymerase II.